GAACAUUCUGCAGAUACUUCUUCGUAGUAUUAUACAUUUAUUGAAGUUAUCCAUUUAUUACAUUUGAAGAUGGGUGAUGCUAAUGUAAACUAUAUAGCGCGCACAAUCAGGCCCUCUUGCAAAGUAGCUGUCAUAGGAGCUGGUCUGGCUGGUCUUGCAACGGCCGUCAGUCUUCAGAGAGUGGGCCAUCAAGUCACAGUCUUUGAAAUAUCGUCUGGGCUGAAAGAAAUUGGGGCUGGAAUCAAUGUCGCAACCAAUGCGACCAUUUUGUUCAAAGAAUGGGGAAUUCUCUCCCAGCUAGAAGAGGUUUCCAUUGAGCCAGAAAUUGCCAGGAUGUUCUCGCACAAGUCACAGCUUCUUUCCAGUACAAUAAUAAGUCCCGACUUCAAAGACUUGUACAAGACUCCCUAUCUUAUCACUCAUAGGGCCGAGUUGCAAAAUCUGUUAUUUAACAAGGCAACCAAGCUCGGAGCUGUAACUGUAUUUAGUGCAAUGGUAAAGAAGAUAAAUUUCGAGGAAUCAGCGCUCGAGUUUGCAGAUGGAACUACACAAAACUUUGAUGUCAUAUUUGGGGCUGACGGAGAAAAGUCUUUCUGUCGAGAAGCACUACUUGGUAGAGAGGAUCCUCUUGAUGACAGUGGUUUUGAUAUUUAUCGAGCAACUGUAAAGAUCGAUGAUGUGGCUGAGCUCCCUGAUCUUGCCGAACUAGUGGAGGUUCAUAGUAUCAACAUGUGGAUUGGCCCCGAAGGUCAUACGGUGACUUAUCCAAUCAGGAAAGGAAACCUUCUCAACAUCGUGUUAACCCAUCAGCAUGAAUCUGAUUCUCCGUUGUCGAUGGGUCCUGAAUCUAUUGGGACGGACAAUGUGCAUCAAGCAUUCAAAGACUGGAGUCCCCAAUUUCACAAACUGCUAGAUGUGCCAACGGCAUGGAUGAAACGAACGAUGAUGUACUCUCGGGAAUGUAAUUCUUGGUUACAUCCGUUAGGCUAUUUCGCUAUCCUGGGGGAUUCUGCACACGGAUCUCCGCCUUAUUUAGCACAAGGUGCAGCAAUGGCAUUUGAAGACGCCGCAGUGCUUGGUGUCUUAUUCUCCAAAUUCAAAAACAAGGAUGAUAUACCCGAACUGCUUAAAAUCUAUGACAGGCUCCGACGACCAAGAGCGUUGAUGUGCAGAAAUCGUAGCAAAGCUCUCCGUGACGUAUAUGCGCUAGAGAAUGGGCCAGAGCAAGAAGAGCGAGACAGAAUGUUGUUGCACGACCCAUCUUAUGAUGGGUCUCCCAAUUUUCUUGAAGACCCAGUUCUGCGCAACUGGCUGUAUGGAUAUAAUGCUGUAGAAGCUACUGAAGAAGCGUGGUUUGAACAUAUGAAACAGAAGAAGGAGAACAGAAGUGAUUAGGUGCAAGAGUAGCACACUGAAUCAUUCA
Messenger RNA from Botrytis cinerea B05.10, 1423 nucleotides. RefSeq lists its product as hypothetical. The record is from RefSeq and is a predicted model, not a curated record. Lineage: Eukaryota; Fungi; Ascomycota; Leotiomycetes; Helotiales; Sclerotiniaceae. Gene Ontology annotation, biological process: secondary metabolite biosynthetic process. The transcript has 5 exons. Gene Ontology annotation, molecular function: monooxygenase activity; FAD binding. The coding region runs from base 70 to 1395 and encodes 441 amino acids.